Messenger RNA from Ficedula albicollis (Collared flycatcher), 8243 nucleotides. RefSeq names its product cytoplasmic linker associated protein 1 (gene CLASP1). Gene Ontology annotation, biological process: mitotic spindle assembly. Gene Ontology annotation, molecular function: microtubule binding; kinetochore binding. The transcript is spliced from 43 exons. NCBI's taxonomy places the organism in Eukaryota, Metazoa, Chordata, Aves, Passeriformes, Muscicapidae. Bases 303 to 5012 code for a protein of 1569 amino acids. The record is from RefSeq and is a predicted model, not a curated record. Gene Ontology annotation, cellular component: microtubule organizing center; cytoplasmic microtubule; mitotic spindle.
AACAUCACAGAGGAGGAUGAGGAAUGGACUGCUGAAUUGGGAUUUAUUGCAGACUCAACUGUACAGCGCUGCUCAUUGCUUCAUCUAUUACUAGUUAUUUAAAUUGGACUUUUAAUAUCCUGCCAGCUGCUGUCCACACACACAUGGUGCAUUGUUGCCAUUCUCAGAAUUGCAUCUUUGAAACCCAGGCCCUCAGUAACCUUCAUCGAAGAAAGAGGCGACCUCCUGCGUACAUUUGUAGAGGGAGUUUUUGGCCCUGCUGCCCUCUGGCUUUCUGGCUGGUGCUGUGUUUCUGAGACACUAUGGAGCCCAGUAUGGAGUACUGCUUAGCACAGGUGCUGCAGAAGGAUGUUGGAAAAAGACUUCAGGUUGGCCAGGAAUUGAUAGAUUAUUUCUCAGAUAAACAGAAGUCAGCUGAUCUUGAACAUGAUCAGACUAUGCUGGAUAAAAUGGUUGAUGGACUGGCCACUUCUUGGGUAAAUUCCAGCAAUUAUAAGGUGGUUCUCCUGGGGAUUGACAUCAUCUCUGCACUUGUGUCCCGCUUGCAAGAUCGCUUCAAGGCCCAGAUUGGCACAGUGCUGCCAAGUUUACUUGAUAGGCUGGGAGAUUCUAAGGACUCAGUGAGGGAGCAGGAUCAGACCUUGCUGCUGAAAAUCAUGGAACAAGCUGCUAACCCUCAGUACGUGUGGGACAGGAUGCUAGGUGGAUUCAAACACAAGAAUUUUCGGACAAGAGAAGGGAUUUGCCUCUGCCUUAUUGCAACACUCAAUGCAUCUGGAGCUCAGAGUUUAACACUGAGUAAGAUAGUGCCACAUAUAUGUAACUUACUUGGAGAUCCAAACAGCCAGGUUCGAGAUGCAGCAAUAAACAGCCUUGUGGAAAUUUACAGACAUGUUGGUGAACGUGUAAGGGCUGAUCUCAGCAAAAAAGGAUUACCCCAGUCUCGGUUGAAUGUAAUUUUUACGAAAUUCGAUGAGGUCCAAAAAUCUGGAAACAUGGUCCAGACUUCAGUUGAUAAAAUUUUUGAUGAUGAAGACUCCGUGGAUGGGAACAGACCUUCCUCAGCCAGCUCCUCUACAUCUUCAAAGGCGCCUGCAAACUCCCGCAGAGUUGGGAUGGGCACCACCCGCAGACUUGGCUCUGCAGCCCUGGGCUCCAAGUCUUCAACAGCCAAAGAGGGAGCAGGUGCUGUGGAUGAAGAAGACUUCAUUAAGGCAUUUGAAGAUGUCCCAACUGUUCAGAUCUAUUCCAGCCGGGAUCUUGAGGAAUCCAUAAACAAGAUCAGAGAGAUACUAUCAGAUGAUAAACAUGACUGGGAACAGAGAGUUUCUGCGUUGAAAAAGAUCCGUUCCUUACUUUUGGCUGGAGCUGCAGAAUAUGAUAACUUUUUCCAGCACUUAAGACUUUUGGAUGGAGCAUUUAAAUUAUCUGCUAAAGACCUGCGGUCUCAAGUCGUACGAGAGGCUUGUAUCACCUUGGGACAUUUGUCAUCAGUUCUGGGAAACAAGUUUGACCAUGGGGCAGAAGCCAUCAUGCCAACAAUUUUUAAUUUAAUUCCAAAUAGUGCCAAAGUCAUGGCCACUUCUGGUGUUGUAGCAGUUAGGUUAAUCAUUCGACACACGCACAUCCCUCGGUUAAUACCCAUCAUAACCAGUAAUUGUACCUCCAAGUCUGUUGCAGUUAGAAGGCGCUGCUUUGAAUUUUUAGACUUGCUGUUGCAGGAGUGGCAAACACACUCCUUAGAAAGACACAUAUCAGUGUUAGCUGAAACAAUAAAGAAGGGAAUUCAUGAUGCAGACUCUGAAGCCAGGAUAGAGGCUAGAAAGUGCUACUGGGGUUUCCACAGUCACUUCAGCCGAGAGGCAGAGCAUUUGUACCACACCUUGGAGUCCUCCUAUCAGAAGGCCCUGCAGUCACAUUUGAAGAACUCUGACAGCAUCGUGUCCUUGCCACAGUCAGAUCGCUCCUCCUCCAGCUCCCAGGAGAGUCUCAACCGUCCACUGUCUGCCAAAAGAAGUCCUACUGGAAGUACAACAUCAAGAGCAUCUACAGUAAGUACAAAAUCUGUGUCAACACCAGGAUCUCUGCAGCGAUCCCGCAGUGACGUCGAUGUGAAUGCAGCAGCUAGUGCCAAGUCCAAAGUGACGUCUGGAGCAUCCGCCCCCUUCAGUUCUGCUGCAGCCUUGCCCCCAGGGUCAUACGCCUCACUAGGUCGGAUUCGCACCAGGAGGCAGAGCUCUGGCAGUGCCACCAGCGUCACCUCAACGCCUGCUGAUACCCGAGGCCGCAGCCGGGCCAAAGUAGUCUCACAGUCCCAGCGAUCCAGAUCAGCUAAUCCUGCUGGUGCUGGUAGCCGCUCUAGUUCUCCGGGUAAGCUCUUAGGAAGCUCCUACGGUGGCCUGAGCAGUGGAACAUCCAGAGUCCAGCCAGUGCCAUCGUCCUCAGAGAAGCGCAGCAAGAUUCCUCGGAGCCAGGGCUGCAGCCGGGAGACGAGUCCCAACAGAAUAGGCCUAGCACGGAGCAGUCGUAUCCCCCGACCCAGCAUGAGUCAGGGGUGCAGUCGUGAUACCAGCCGUGAGAGCAGUCGAGAUACAAGCCCUGCUCGGGGCUUCCCUCCGCUUGCUUCUCGACGUCAUUCCAGGUCCACUAGUGCUCUCUCCACUGCUGAUUCUGUUGGGCAGUCAGACCGGUUUGGACUCGGACAGCCAGGCAGGAUGCCUGCUUCUGUGAAUGCCAUGCGAGUCCUGAGCACCAGCACAGAUCUGGAGGCUGCUGUGGCCGAUGCACUGCUGUUAGGAGACUCCAGGAGCAAGAAAAAGCCAGUGAGAAGAAGAUACGAGCCCUAUGGGAUGUACUCUGACGACGACGCCAACAGCGACGCGUCCAGCGCGUGCUCGGAGCGCUCCUACGGCUCCAGGAACGGGGGCAUCCCUCACUACCUGCGGCAGACCGAGGACGUGGCCGAGGUCCUGAACCACUGCGCCAGCUCCAACUGGUCUGAAAGGAAAGAAGGGCUCAUAGGUCUCCAGAACUUACUCAAGAGCCAGCGGACACUGAGCCGAGUGGAGUUAAAAAGGCUGUGUGAAAUAUUUACUCGCAUGUUUGCUGACCCUCACAGCAAGAGAGUCUUCAGCAUGUUUCUGGAAACCCUGGUUGAUUUCAUCAUCAUUCAUAAGGAUGAUUUGCAGGAUUGGCUUUUUGUUCUCCUGACCCAGUUGCUAAAGAAAAUGGGAGCAGAUUUGUUGGGGUCUGUGCAGGCAAAAGUUCAAAAAGCUCUGGAUGUCACCAGGGAUUCUUUUCCAUUUGAUCAGCAAUUUAACAUUUUGAUGAGGUUUAUUGUAGACCAGACCCAGACACCAAACCUGAAGGUCAAAGUUGCUAUCCUGAAGUAUAUUGAGUCCUUGGCAAGACAGAUGGAUCCAACAGACUUUGUCAACUCCAGUGAGACAAGACUUGCUGUAUCUAGAAUUAUAACUUGGACUACAGAACCAAAGAGCUCAGAUGUGAGAAAGGCAGCACAAAUAGUCCUGAUUUCUCUCUUUGAAUUGAACACUCCUGAGUUUACCAUGUUACUUGGUGCCUUGCCAAAAACAUUCCAGGAUGGUGCUACCAAGCUCCUGCACAACCACCUCAAGAACUCCAGUAACACCAGUGUGGGCUCCCCCAGCAAUACCCUUGGUCGGACUCCUUCCCGGCACUCCAGCAGCAGAACCAGCCCCUUAACUUCACCUACCAACUGUUCCCAUGGUGGACUGUCUCCAAGUCGGCUCUGGGGUUGGAGUGCAGAUGGGCUGUCGAAGCACCCCCCUCCCCUUUCUCAGCCUAACUCCAUCCCCACUGCUCCUUCCCACAAGACUUUCAGACGCUCUUACUCUCCCAGUAUGCUGGAUUAUGACACGGAGAACCUAAACUCUGAUGAAAUCUACAGCUCUCUUCGUGGAGUCACAGAAGCGAUUGAGAAAUUUAGUUUCCGUAGUCAAGAGGACCUGAAUGAGCCAAUCAAACGUGAUGGAAAGAAAGACUGUGACAUUGUGUCUCGAGAUGGUGGCCUUGCUCUCCCUAGUGGUGAUGUCCGUGGGAGCAGUGACAUUGUGGAAGGGGGAAGGAUGGCUCUGGAUAACAAAACCUCUCUCCUGAACACGCAGCCUCCCCGCGCCUUCUCGGGGCCCCGCGCUCGGGAGUACAACCCCUAUCCUUACGCUGACACCAUUAACACUUACGACAAGACUGCUCUGAAGGAGGCAGUGUUUGAUGAUGACAUGGAUCAGCUUCGGGAUGAAGUACCCAUUGACCAUUCGGAUUUGGUGGCUGAUCUUCUGAAAGAGCUCUCCAACCACAACGAGCGGGUGGAGGAGCGGAAAGGAGCUCUCCUGGAAUUGCUAAAGAUCACAAGGGAAGAUAAUCUUGGAGUUUGGGAGGAGCAUUUCAAAACCAUUCUGCUCUUGCUGCUGGAAACACUUGGAGACAAAGAUCAUUCGAUAAGAGCGCUGGCGCUGCGCGUGCUGAGGGAGAUCCUGCGGAACCAGCCGGCGAGGUUUAAGAACUACGCCGAGCUGACUAUCAUGAAAACACUGGAAGCACAUAAGGAUUCCCACAAGGAGGUCGUCAGAGCUGCUGAAGAAGCUGCUUCCACCCUGGCGAGUUCCAUCCACCCUGAGCAGUGCAUCAAGGUGCUUUGCCCCAUCAUUCAGACUGCAGAUUAUCCAAUUAACUUAGCUGCCAUCAAAAUGCAAACGAAAGUCAUCGAGAGGAUUUCCAAGGAAUCGUUGCAUCAGCUCCUACCUGAUAUCAUUCCUGGGUUGUUACAGGGUUAUGACAACACGGAGAGCAGUGUCCGAAAAGCCAGUGUAUUUUGCCUGGUGGCUAUUUAUUCAGUAAUUGGAGAAGAACUGAAACCUCAUCUCGCACAACUCACAGGAAGCAAGAUGAAGCUACUAAACUUGUAUAUAAAGAGGGCACAGACCACCAACAGCAACAGCAGCUCCUCUUCAGAUGUUUCAACGCACAGUUAAUGGAGAUCUGUGGACAUAUGUGUAGACUUAGAAGCAAUCAACGGUGCCUCUCAGAGACCUUUCUGCUCCUCUUCACUGGCACGCUCCAUCAGCUUCAUGAGGCCAUGCAGAUAUUUAUUGCAAUCAGUAUUUUAGUCCCUUAAAAGCUUUUAUGUAGAAUCUUACUGGUAUUGAAUGUAAAGGAAGCAAGGUCUGUGUCGCAGUCUUUAUUAAAAGUGAACAUCAGAAAGCCAUACUUAAACAUAUUUGUAUAGCCUGCUGAAAUCUCAGAAAUAUGUUUAGGUUAGCAUUCUAACACCGAGUCCAAGAACCUGGACACAGGUAAAACUCAAACAAAUUUUGUUGGUUUAGUUCAUACCCAGUUUUGGUUUCUGUGUGCUAGUUACCUGCCCUCUCCCCUCACCCAUUCUGGCUGGGUCCUUCUCUUCUUUCAAGUCUUGUGUUCCUGUUUUGUACUCCCUAUCACAGCUCGCCUAACUUGCAGGGCUCUCCAUGGGGAGAUCUUUGCAGGUGUGGCUGUGAUUCCAGCCUCAGAUGCUUUAAUACUGAGAGAUACCAAGUGAGUAACGAAAAUGUAGGUUCUUUUUAAACAUCUGAGUUUUGUACAUAGUUCUGACAGACCCCAUAUGGGCUGAUCUCUCUGUAACUGCUCUCCAGCCAGCUGUGCUGUCCAUAAAAGCUGGGCUCUUGCUCUUUUCAUUGACUUUGUAAAUACUUCUCCCCUCUCCACCCAUUUGGCUCUUUCAUGUGUUCGAAAGACUCUCCAGGUUACCUAGUACUCCCCAAAGGGAACCUGAGACCCCGUGCUGGGACAGAUGUCUGCAAAUAGGAUGGUGGGGUGGGUUAGGCUCUGAGUGUGUCAGUGGGUGGGCAGUGGGAGCUGGCAGAGCUGUACUUCAGUGCCAGCUGUUUUCCUUGAAAUCUGUAGCAUCAAAGGGCUGAUCUGCUGCUCUGAUGACCCACUGGUGCUGCAUGCCUUUGUCCCCACAACUCCUUUGCACUUGGGGCAAAAUGUUCAUCCCAGAGGACAGAAAGGGUGUCUGAAUCUGAACAGAAAUACCACGUGGAAGCACCUCUGAGCCAGCUGGGACAGUGCUGGGUGCUUGCCACAGCCCCUCCUGUUCCUGAAGACCCUGCAGUGCUGUUAACUGCCUUUAGAAGCCUCCUUUGUGCCAUCUCCAUGCCCAGGCCUGCUGAAUGCUCUGUGUUUCGGAAGAGUGGGGGUCUCUCACUGGGCACUGCUGACAGCAGGGUGCUCUGGGUGAGGGUGCAGCAGGGAAAGUCCCUUUGCAGCCUAAUGACACAGACCAGGUCAGAGGCAAACCAGCAGCAAUCAAAUACCCCAUGACACCACCCCUCCCUGAACAGAGACCCUUCUUUUUGCAAAGGGGGAGCUCCCCCUGGGUCUGCCUGUAACCAGGGAAGGCAGGAGGUUGCUAAUUAACGUGCUGUGUUUGGCCCUGGGCUGGAUCCUGGCUGAUGGGCAUGCCCACCCCAAACCUGCCAUGGAUCUCAGCUGGGUUUUGCUCCCAGUGCCAGUGAUGCAAGAGGAUGUUGGACUUGCAGCUUAUGGCUGCAGCUGUGGUGAUGGAUGUGUGUUCCCUGGCUGCUCUCAGUGCCCUGGAGUCUCUCCAGCUUCCUCCAUCUCCCCUUUAGGGAGCUGAAGGGACACCUUGGGAACAUACUGAGGGCACGAGACUCCAUUACUGCAGCAGGGGAGGGUAAAGCCCCUUCCAUCAAUUAUCCCUGUGUGUUUCAGCCCCAUCCCUGAGGAGCUAAGCUGGGACCUGGCACUUGGUGCCAGCUUUUCUCCCAAUCCUCGUCUCAGGAGGGAUCUGGGCUGGUGAGGCACUGUGUGGCACUGGGCAGCAAAGCUUGUUGGUCCCUUUCCCUGCUCACCUGAGAGCAGGGGAGGUGACCUGCUCCUGGUCCUGCGUGCAGGCUUUUGCUGGCUGCAGGGCUAGUUCCCUCAUCUUUCCCAACCAGUAAUGCUAUGGCAGGAGAAACCCUGUGCUUUCCUGGGGUGUGGGAUUCCCCCAGAGUCUUUCCACAGGCUCAGAACAGCCAUCCUCUCUAAGGGGGGGAUUGGCUGCUCCAUGGUUCGUGUCUGCCUUUCCGUGGACCAUUUCUUUUCCACAUCUUUCUGUAUGCUUGUUAGAAUGCUGUUUUUUAAUUCUUUUGAAUGCUUCAAAUUUGAUUUUAACACAAAUUUAUUUUUCCUUUUGAGGAAAUACUCAGUUGACUUGUUGGCAGCAGUUAAGCUGUCCUGUUUGAACUUUUAGUAGCAGACUAGAUUUUUUGGGGGUGUUGUUUUUUUUUUUUUUUGUUUUGUUGGUUUUUAUUUUUUUUAAAUUGUGCUCUGAACUGCUUAGUAUUUAUGCCUCUCUUUCUCCCCAUCUCAGCUCAGCAUCUUCUGUUCCAGUUCUGGGGUUCAGAAGGUCAGCAUAGCUGACCGGGUGGUGCUGUCGCUCCCAGCUGUGAUGGAGCUUGGUCUAUCAUCAUUUGCUGUUUGUUGGUUUUGAUUUUUUUUUUCCUUUCCAUUGAAUGGCACACUGUAGCAGAUCUCCAGGAAUUGAAUUCCUUCUCCAAUGAUUUUAUAUGUUUUAUAAAUGCUGUUGGUAUGCACUGAGAGUGAACGCACUGUACGGUCCCUGGCACCUGGUCGGGGCCGAAGCUCGUCCUUGAAAAGGCGCCUGUGCAAAGGGCAGCACCAGGCCUUACUUCCUCAAUCAGAUCCACUUCUGUUUGUCAACAGAUGCUCAUCAAUGUGCUACUUAAUUUCACUGCGUGAGUGGAGGACUGUCCAUCCUUUGAGUACUCCAGGAUAUGUUCUACCUGUGCACAGUAGGAGCAUUCUGCUUAGGUAUUUAUAAAUCAUCGCGGAUAAUGUACAUAGUAGGGCUGUUUAGGAUGUUGAACAUGACCCAGUUUUUAUUUUGUGUUUCCUUUGAAGUACUCAAAGGGCUAGCUCUGAAUGUCACCUCUCUGAUCUCCAGUUUUGACUUCAACAAGCUGUACAAUCAUCUUGUUUUCUCUUCAGCAAGCAUAAAGGUCUCUCUGGCAAAUCACAGUGUCCACGCAGGCUCGCAGAGGAAGGUCUGCAUGCUGCAGUGCCUCACUGCUCCAGUGAAGCUUGUGUUCACCUUCUCCUGGCAGUAGCCACCUACUGCAGCUGCCUUUUUUUUUCUUGCUGCCCAUUAUGCAGGGCUUCAAUUUUUCGUACCUUUAAAA